This is a messenger RNA of Diorhabda carinulata, 857 nucleotides long. Its product is annotated as trypsin-3-like. NCBI's taxonomy places the organism in Eukaryota, Metazoa, Arthropoda, Insecta, Coleoptera, Chrysomelidae. The transcript is spliced from 6 exons. Gene Ontology annotation, molecular function: serine-type endopeptidase activity. The coding region runs from base 26 to 781 and encodes 251 amino acids. Gene Ontology annotation, biological process: proteolysis. The record is from RefSeq and is a predicted model, not a curated record.
UAUUACAACGAACCCGUUCACAGCGAUGCUAUCAACAUAUUGUGUUGUGCUAGUUCCAAUCAUCAUAGUUUUAAAUUUACCAUACUUCACUUCAGCUGAGAACUUAAAAAUUAUUGGAGGCAAUGAAACCACUAUCGAAAAACAUCCGUGGAUGGUAUCCAUCCAAUUUUUGAGUAAUCAUCUUUGUGGAGGGUCCAUAAUCAAUGAGGAUACAAUUAUUACUGCUGCACAUUGUUUCGAUGAAAUCUCUAGUGGGCUAACAAUUGUUAGUGGAUUUACUGAUCUAAGUGAAGCGGAAGCAUCUGUGAGAGUGAUGAGCAUUAUAAUUCAUGAAGAUUACGAUUCUGCUACCAUAGACAGUGACAUAGCAAUUAUGAAAUUAUCUGAAAAUUUGACAUAUUCGGAGAAGAUUCAACCCAUUUUACUUCCAGAGGAGAUUGUUGAAGUGCCUGAUGGUACACUAGUGAUAACUUCGGGAUGGGGUGUAACAUCGGAGGACGCUUCCGCAACUUCAAAUAUUUUGAUGGAAAUUGAAAUACCUGUUAUUGAUUGGAAUCUGUGUACAACAUUAUUACCAGUCACUGAAAGGAUGAUGUGUGCAGGAUACGUGAAUGGAGGCCCAGACACUUGUACGGCUGAUUCAGGAGGUGCUCUUGAGCUAAACACUACCUUAAUUGGUAUAGUAUCUUGGGGAAUCGGCUGUGGUGAAGCUGGUCAUCCUGGAGUUUACACCGAUGUUCGACGUUUCAGACCGUGGAUUAGAGAACAUACUGGGAUGUAGUAUUAGUGAGAAUUAUUAACUUUUCGAUUUUUUGCUUAUGUUUUCAUUAUUUUCCUCAAUAGAUUUUCUCAUCCCA